AUGGCGAGCCUGGAAAUCUCGAAGAGCUCGCAUCAAAAGUUCAAGGAGUACUUGUCGGGCCUCUGCGUGAACGGCUUCUCCUCCGAAGAAGAGUAUUACGAACACUACCUCGACUGGGAAGAGUCCAAUUUCCUGGAUGCCGUCAAAGAAUUGUGAGUCUGAAUGUCUAAAGUUGCAUCUCAUUUACUACUUGUGAACUGAAUGAUAACUCGAGAAUUAUAGCUUUCGGUGUAAAAUUAUCAUAAACAAAGUUGUUUCGGUCGAUAACUCCUUCAAAUCAUUUUUUAUUUUCGAGAUAUUCAAAUUUUGACGCUCAAUCCAAUUUCAGCCUUUCCGAAGAGGAAGCCGUAGAGCCAGACUUUUUCCAACACUUCGGACCGCGACUCGCGAGCCGCUGCAACGUGAAAAAAAAUCAUGAGGUCCGCGACCGGAAGAUCAUCGACAGGGGACUCUCGGAGAACGACUUCUACAAUCAGAUGACCAGGGGACAAUGGACAGGUAUCAAUUUGUGA
Caenorhabditis sp. 36 PRJEB53466 is the source of this 512-nucleotide messenger RNA. NCBI's taxonomy places the organism in Eukaryota, Metazoa, Nematoda, Chromadorea, Rhabditida, Rhabditidae. The record is from the annotation of a GenBank genome assembly.